This is a messenger RNA of Trichoderma aggressivum f. europaeum, 1248 nucleotides long. RefSeq lists its product as uncharacterized. The transcript is spliced from 2 exons. The coding region runs from base 1 to 1248 and encodes 415 amino acids. The record is from RefSeq and is a predicted model, not a curated record. Lineage: Eukaryota; Fungi; Ascomycota; Sordariomycetes; Hypocreales; Hypocreaceae.
AUGCGCGCCAUUCUCGGCCCCAAGCCUCAAGAAAGGCUAUCGCUCGUCACGAGUAUCCAAUUCGUCGUCGAACUCGAGUUUCUCACUCCACCAAUCUCUGGCGAGCAAAUUGUGCCUGGCCGCGACCGCAGCUCCCACUACUUUGCCUCUGCGCUUCAAGAUGCCGGACUCCAAGCUGCGUUUCUCCUAGAAUAUACGAAAAACGAGAAGUAUUCCGAAACCAAAGAUCAAGGCGAUAACAAUGAUGAUAGCCAUGUCACAGACGGUCAAAAUCAACUCCCGGCCCAGGCACACGGGGAGAAUAUCAUCAAGACCAAGCACAACGGCGACAUGUUCAUCAUGAGCCCCCAAUCGUCCAUCCCCUGGAUCAAGGCCGGCGCCAAAGACAGCCCUCUCCUCAGAUACUGGCUGAUCAAGCCCGAGAGCGACAUCAGUGGCCACGGCAAAUACGAAGCCUGGCAUCCAACUGCGCUCACCAGCCCGAUCCUGCGAGAAUCAGAGGCCAACAAUCUGUUUCCGGGGCUCAACACGGCCAUCUACACCAUCUGGACAGCGCAUGCAGCGAGGGUGCAUGUCAACGAUGGCUGCGGUUUGCACAUCCACGUCAGCCCGGCUCUUGUCCCAUCUCUCGCUCAGGGGCUACAUCAGGGACAACAUCACCACGGACAGAGACAGGAUCUGACAGCUCUCCAGGUUCAACGCAUCGCCACGCUCGUCGUCGUUCUCGAAAACAGUCUGCUCUUUCACCUGUGCUCGCCUCACCGCCGCCAAAUCCAUAACCAACUCAUCGCUGCUUCAAGCCUUGCCUACGCGGCAAACUCUCCCGCUUGCCCCCUCGCAGAAGCCAAUCUUCCCCCAAACAUCCUCAAAGGCACAGGAGCCGUCGAAAAGGCCAUCAAGUUUCUCUGGACAGCCUCCGGCCUCGACCAGGUGCGCCAGAUGCUCUCACGUCAUCCCAAGGCUCGGGACGCUCGCCCCACAGCCUUGACAAUCAACACCCACAAGCACGAGGACGACGGUGUCUCGCACAUGCUCGAAUUCCGUCAUGCGCAGGCUGCUUUCAACCAGGGCUUCGUGGACAACUGGGCACGCCUCGUGCUGACGGAGACGGUGCGGACGACAGCUGGCCCUAGAGAGGCGUGGAAGACGCUGCUCAGAGUCCUCAACGACUUUGCGCCGGUCAACUGGCAUGCGCGAAGCAGCGAGCAGUUCUGGGUGGGCCAACUUGCGGUGCAAGAUAGGAAGUGA